GACCCAGUGAAAUAGAGAGAGAGAGAGAGACAAGGGGGAGCAGCAAUAUAUUUAAUCUGACCACAGAACCUGUCAGCUUGCUGGCGCUUCCUUGAACUGAAGACAGUUUUGACAGUGCCUUGCGCCGCUGUGACAGAACAGCUAUCGUCAGUGCAAUAUCAGCCGCUGUGGAGUCGCCCCUCUCACCAGGUCGCCCCCCCCAAACCCCACGGAUCAUAGAACCCCCCCAGGCCCUGGGCCCUGACGACGGGACCCUCACCACAGCCGCGUGGCCCCGUUUGGCCUGACAUGCCAGGCAGCAGCAGCGGCACGAGCCCAACCCCAGCCGCCCGGCCAUGGAGCAGCAAGCCAGGAUUCUGAGGGGCUUCCUGGCUCAAGUGAAGAGCAAGGAGGCUGAGUCAGAGGAGGCGGACGACGGCUUCGCCGGGGAGUUCUCAAGGCUCAAAAGGCAGUCUACCAAAUACCGCAGUGACAAAAACUACCCCACAAAGGUAGCGGAGAAGCAGGAGAACGUGAAGAAGAACCGUUACAAAGACAUUGUUCCCUUUGACCACAGCAGAGUAAAGCUGUCCCUUAUCACCUCAAAGAAUGACAAUGAUUACAUCAAUGCCAGCUUCAUCAAGGGAGUCAGUGGGUCCAGGGCAUACAUUGCCACUCAGGGCCCUUUGCCACACACCGUGCUGGACUUCUGGAGGAUGCUUUGGGAGUACAACGUCGAGGUCAUAGUGAUGGCCUGCAGGGAGUUUGAAAUGGGCAGGAAAAAGUGUGAACGCUACUGGCCAGUGACAAAAGAAGAGCCAUUUGUAUGUGACCCUUUCACAGUAUUCUGCGACUCUGAGGAGAGUAAAGGAGAAUAUGUGAGCAGGAAUUUGAGGGUGACUUACCGCAAUUGGAGCCGGACCCUGAGACAGCUGCACUAUUUCAACUGGCCAGACCACGGGGUCCCAGACACCGUCCCUCCCAUCCUGGAGCUGGUGCAGGAGAUGAGGUCCUACCAGACGCAUGACAACGUGCCCAUCUGCAUACAUUGCAGUGCCGGUUGUGGCAGAACGGGGGCGCUUUGUGCCAUUGACUACACCUGGAACCUGGUGAAAACACAGCUGCUCACAGAAGACUUUAGCAUCUUUGGCCUUGUUCAGGACAUGAGAAAACAGAGGCCUUCUGUGGUUCAGACCAAGGAACAGUAUGAGCUUGUGUAUAGAACCAUUAAGUUCCUGUUUGAGAAGUAUCUGCAGUCCAUGGCACCAGGAAGCCCUUCCUGCGCAGAGGAGGUGCCCGCAGCCGUCUCCCAACACACAGCCAGUGACAGUGAGCUCUCAGACCUCAGUGAUAUGUCUGAUGCUGAGCCAGAAUCACACAUACAGACAGAGCACAGGCACCCAGAGAGGGAGGAGCCAGAUGAUUACUUGCUGCCCUCUAUACGCUCCCCCUCAGCCAUCCUCAAUGCCCUGAGAGCCAGGGACAGGCAGGGGAAGCACCAGAGGCCAUCCUCAUUAGCACAGAUUAAUCAGAAACCGCAAUUACUACAGACAGAUCCCGAUAACAUGCCCAUGAAUCAAAGAUUGCCCUAUCCGCUACCAACCCAGCAAAAUAACCAAAGACCACCACACCCUCUUCAAACUGAACCUGAUAACCAAAGACCACCACACCCUCUUCAAACUGAACCUGAUAACCAAAGAACACUGUAUCCUCUUCAAACUCCGCCUGAUAACCAAACACCACCCUACCCUCUUCAAACUCCACCUGAUAACCAAAGACCACCAUAUCCUCUUCAUACUCAGCCUGAUAACCAAACACCACCAUACCCUCUUCAAUCUCAGCCUGAUAACCAAACACCACCAUACCCUCUUCAAACUCCACCUGAUAACCAAAGACCACCAUAUCCUCUUCAAACUCAGCCUGAUAACCAAACACCACCAUACUCUCUUCCAACUCAGCCUGAUAACCAAAGACUACCAUACCUGCUACAAACCCAGCCUGAUAACCUGACUACAAGUCAAAGACUGAAGACCCUGAACACACAAUCAGAUUACCAGAUAGCUUUUUUAUACACACAGCCUGCCAACCCGCCCACCAACCAGCACCCAAAUCAAGAUCCCAGCCCCCCCAUGGUCAUGUACACACAGCCACCUCAGACACUCAGGACUCAGGAGCUCUCUCAGGGCACCACCGAGGAAGAGAAGGUGGAGAUGGAUAGAGAGAUAAGCAUACUGGUACUACCAGCCUCCAUCCCUGCCUCCAUCUGUCUCACUGUGGAGGACCCCUAUUUUGGAAAUGACUCUUCACUGUCCUCGCCCCUGUCUACUCCCAGAGGGACUGAUGAAGAGGAUGAGCUGGCUCCAAUGUGGACAGAAAACAUUUGUUUUGAUGGUCCAAGUCUGACUCUUAAUGACCAGCCGAUGGAAUUUCCAGCCCUCCCCACCCCCAGCGGUGCCCCAGAUACGGCGGUAGUUGGCUCGGGACAGGACAGCCCCCCUCCAUUACCUGAGAGAACCCCGGAAUCAUAUGUGCUGGCUGCUGGAGAAGAGUGCCUCAAUAACAUCUCAGAGAGGUUAGAGGUCAUCAUACCUCCUAACACUGCAGCUGAGGCCAUCAAAGGGAUUGUUUGCCCAGAAGGAAGUCCUCCCUCGCCUACCCCACCGUUGCCAGAGAGAACACCAGAGUCCUUUGAGUUGGCCAACGAUGCUAAUGUGAACACUCCUGUCCUCCCUAUCCUCUCAACCCCUAAAGAAAUACUGGUCCAGAAGCCAGAAGAGAGCAGAACCAGAAUAGGAAUAUCCUCAGAGUGGUCUGGCCAUUCAGGCUACAGUGCUGCUUUGGUGGAGAAGAGUUCUUGGAUGAGGAGCAAAAGUGUCAAAAUUAAAAUGAUGAACUCGGCAUCACCCCUGGUUAUGGAGCCUCCCCUGGUUACUGAGCCAACCCUGGUUACGGAACCACCCCCGGUUACGGAACCACCCCCGGUUACGGAACCUGCCCAGGAUAUUGUGCCACACCUGCUUACGUUGCCAGUUCUGUCUUCUGUUCCUGUUCCUUGUACAUCAGCAGAAAUGUCUCCUCCCUCUCCACCUCCGUUUCCUCUGGGACCUACUCUCCCACCUACAGGCUCAGAGUGUUUCACUCCCCCUCUUCCUGAGAGAACCCCAGAAUCCUUUAUCCUGGUCACACAGGAAGUUGAUCAGAACAGCGCCCCCUGUAUGGAAAGACAGGGCAGCAGCCAGACCCAAACGGAACAGCAGAAUAUUGGUGUGUCGUCCGAGUGGGCAGGGAACUCCCAACCCAAAAGAUUCCUGGACGGAAUCAUGAGCCGCAGCAAGAGUGUCCGGGCAAAGGGUUCAAGACAAGAGCCAUUGACUCCAGUUCCUCUAUCUGGUAAUGUUGUAGCUGCUGGAGGAAAUGCUGACAGUGAGAAUCAGCAGCCUAUAGACAACAACACCUCAAGCAGCACUAGGACGGACGCUGGGAAAAGCUUGUCUAGAACAAAGAGCUUAAAGUUCUUUCUGCACAAACACAAAGCUAAGCCCACCUCCACACCAGCACCAAGCCAUGCUGUCUCAUCGUCUGUGUUCAAAUUUGGAUUUGGGAAUCGUUUUAGCAAGCCUAAAGGGCCAAGGAAUCAACCAGAAACAUGGGUGUGAGACCAGUCAACAAAGGAAUGUCUAUCCACUGUCCUUAGAUCACAGGACCAGAGACCUGGCUACUAAACUGGACUAAUGACAGCCUGGUCUCAGAUCUGUUCACUUCAUUGCCCACGCGUGUGCUGGUGAACUGAGACUAGAGACAGUCCCCAAUGGGAACAGUGUGUGAAGGAUGAGCAUUUGAUGACAAUAGGGAGGUCGGCACACCUGCUGUGUUCUAGAAGGUCAUCAACACUGUUUCACAAACACCCCGAACCUUGAAGUGGAUCACCUGGUAAUCAUGACCCACAGACAGUGCUUCUGGAUGGAGGACUUGUGCCUUGGGUGAAGGACACAAUCAGUCGAGUACAGGGUGGUGGAAGGAAGGCUGAACGGAAGAAUGGGAGAGGGCAGAAGGAAAGCAUGAAAGGUGGCUAAAUGUUACAGAUGUUUUAAGUUUUGUUGCUUAAAGUUCCUUUGAAGUUUGAACAUGUUUUACCAAAUAGUUUUAUAUGCCGUUUGAUUGUAAUUAUUUGUAUUAGGUACUUCUGGUCUGGAUAAAAAGUUCAUUGACA
Molecule: messenger RNA, 4189 nt
Organism: Esox lucius (northern pike)
Lineage: Eukaryota; Metazoa; Chordata; Actinopteri; Esociformes; Esocidae
Gene: ptpn22
Product: protein tyrosine phosphatase non-receptor type 22
Exons: 24
Coding region: 336-3635 (1099 amino acids)
Biological process (GO): peptidyl-tyrosine dephosphorylation
Cellular component (GO): cytoplasm; nucleus
Molecular function (GO): non-membrane spanning protein tyrosine phosphatase activity
Source: RefSeq, a predicted model, not a curated record